Molecule: messenger RNA, 255 nt
Organism: Phialemonium atrogriseum
Lineage: Eukaryota; Fungi; Ascomycota; Sordariomycetes; Cephalothecales; Cephalothecaceae
Exons: 2
Coding region: 1-255 (84 amino acids)
Source: RefSeq, a predicted model, not a curated record
AUGAUUGAGAACCAGAACAUCAUUAUCGAGUCGGCUAAGGGUAUUGGCUGCUUGGUGCACAUCCACAAGGAGGGGUUCAUCGCCGAAUUCCCCCUGAUCCCUAGCCACGAGACCGUCGGCGUCGUCGCUGCCAUCAGUCCCAAGGUGGUUGGUUUCGAGGUUGGCAACCGCGUUGUGGCAGAUAACGCCAAGCUGUGCAGCCACUGCUCCUACUGCCGGCGCGGCGAGGCGCUACUCUGUGAGAACGUGUGGUAG